AUGCCACAACGAACAGCAACAAGCUUAAAUGCCCCAACAAACGACGACAAGGAAAUCGGCCCGGAAGUGACCAAGCUGUGUCACGACCUCGACGCAAUCAACUCCAAAGUGCACGGCGCUACCAACUCGACACCCGAGACUCCCAAAAUUCUUGCCGAGAUGCAAAAGAUCGGCGACAGCAAAACCGUCACCUCCAUCUCGUCGAUGGCAGAAACACACCUCCAUCUCGCUGUCCCCUUCAAAAUCGUCACCACUUAA
This is a messenger RNA of Microthlaspi erraticum, 258 nucleotides long. The record is from the annotation of a GenBank genome assembly. Lineage: Eukaryota; Viridiplantae; Streptophyta; Magnoliopsida; Brassicales; Brassicaceae.